This is a messenger RNA of Serinus canaria (Common canary), 1019 nucleotides long. It is a transcript of the gene NFILZ, whose product is annotated as NFIL3 like basic leucine zipper. The transcript is spliced from 3 exons. Gene Ontology annotation, molecular function: DNA binding; DNA-binding transcription factor activity. Gene Ontology annotation, cellular component: nucleus. The record is from RefSeq and is a predicted model, not a curated record. Gene Ontology annotation, biological process: circadian rhythm; regulation of DNA-templated transcription. Lineage: Eukaryota; Metazoa; Chordata; Aves; Passeriformes; Fringillidae. The coding region runs from base 108 to 1019 and encodes 303 amino acids.
GGCGGGAGGUGAGGGACACUUGGGGACACGUCCCCCUGUCGCCCUGCCCGGGUGGUUGCAGGGCUUGGGUGCCAUCCUCAAGAACCCCAGCUGCCUUCCCCACCACCAUGGAGCACUUCCUGGCCACUCCGAGCGAGCUGGUGCUGCAGCGGGGCCAGGCCCAGCUGCUGCUGGGGAAGGCAGGCGGACACUCCCGGCGGAAGAGGGAAUUCAUGCCUGAUGACAAGAAGGACACCAUGUACUGGGAGAAGAGGCGCAAGAACAACGAGGCCGCCAAGCGCUCGCGGGAGAAGAGGCGCCUCAACGACGUGGCCAUGGAGAGCCAGCUGGCAGCGCUGAGCCGUGAGAACGCCGUGCUCAGGACCGAGCUGCUCUCCCUCAAGCUGCACUUCGGGCUCCUCAGCCCCGUGCCCAGCCCCUACCAGGGCCGCCCCCUCGGGCUCUACCUCAGGGGCCACCGGGCAGCCUCACCCCUGCUGGGUGUGGAGCCCUUUGCUGGUGACUCCUGCUGCCCUGCCCAGAAGAGUUUUGUGCCCAAGGUGCUGGAACCGACUGAGUUUCCUUGCAAAACCUUCAACCCCUCCACAAACAUCCUGGGCUGCGACUCCAAACCCAUUGCCAUGGACAAACGUGGCCUCCAGCAACCCAAAAAGUUUGAGGAAUCCUUCAGCUCCAAAAGGUUUGAAGAAUCCUUCAGCCCCAAAAGAUUUGAGGAAUCCUUCAGCUCCAAAAGGUUUGAGGAAUCGUUCAGCUCCAAAAGGUUUGAGGAAUCCUUCAGCUCCAAAAGGUUUGAGGAAUCCUUCAGCCCCAAAAGGUUUGAUGCACCCUUCAGCCCCACAGCUUGCUCUCCAUUCCUCAGCUACCCCUGCCCAGACAAACACCCCUUCCCCUGCCCUUGGCUGGGCAGUGCCUGCUUCUUGUGCCCAUCGCCCGGCAUGGCCGAGGCCAGGAAGGAGAGCAGCACCGUGGUGUCAGAUGAAGAUGACGAGCAACAAGAGGCUGAGGUGGAGCUGUGCUGA